CCAGACUCUUUGCAUUUGACUUCGUCCCCAACCGCGCGCCGAGCGACUGGGGACCCGACAAUGGAUUUGAACUACUUGGACUACCUGGGGAUCCGAGUCGCCCUCGGCGCGACGUUGCCAGCGCUUGGUCAAACAGAUCUACCUGCGGUGACAGCGAGUGAGGUCGAGGCCUUUGAAACCCAAUCGGACGAGGACGAGGAGCUCUUUCGCUCUGGGGAUCUCAUCGUUCCAUCUACCCUGAAGAGUGAGUUCUUUGAGGUGGACUUCUCUUUGCACUCCGUGGCGCCUCCCAGCUUUGCCGCCAGCGUGAUGGCGUUGGAUGGGUGCUGCUUGCCACUCGCGCAGGGAUGCUUGUGACCACUGAGGAUUUGAGCCUUUCCGCGGUGGCAGAGGUCCUAAGCUGCUUCCAGCCACUGCAAGGCUUAGAGAGGCAAAGCUUCCUCUCUGCCCCAAAGCUGCCACGGCUCUUGCGGGCGGUGCCGCCUGCCUCGGCGCUGUGCAAGACCUUUGCUGCUGCAAAGGUGCACGGCUAUCGAGUCGCUUUCAGUGGUCCCUGCAGGUGCGAAGAAUUCGUGUGCAGCUACUUCGAUGCCAUGUGCGAGGACCUGCAGCUGAAGUCCUGCGACUUUGAGAAGCUUUAUCUCCUCCAUGAGGCGCUGCCUUCAGUUUACAGCUUGCAUACUGACUCUCGCUUGGUUCUGGGCAGCACCUUUGUGCGCAUCCAGGAGUACUACGAAAGCCCAGAUGCGCAAAUCAGACAUCAUGCCUUCGAGUUGGAUCAGUACAAGGAUUGGUACCGGAAGCGGCACGGGAAAGGCUUCGACUACUAUUUGGAGUGGCCAGGUUUCAACGUUCCCUCCUGGGUCUUGAAUGACCUUCGUGAUGGAAAGGUCGGCUGCAAGCUGCGGCCCCAGGAGGAAGCACUCCUGAAGGUUUGGCCAUCCUGUGGUCAGUACCUCAUCGGCAGCUGUGAGGAGGACAUGGAGACUCUUCAACAUGAAAUGGCACAUGGGCUCUAUGCCACCAAUGAAGCCUACCGCGAGGCUGUGACUCAAAGUUUGGAAGACCUCCCGCAAGGCCGGUGGCAAGUGAGCCGGCAGCGGCUGCUGGAGCUAGGCUACGCAGAUGACCCGGCGAUUCUGAAUGAUGAGAUCCAAGCUUACAUGGUCGAGGGAAAGUGCUUCUACGAGGAGGGCGAGCUUGAUUGCCCUAUCACAGGAGAGGUGCAGGCCGCGAUCCGGCGGAGCUUUGAAGAUGACGGCUACAUGAGAAUAGAGGAGGGGGGCAACCCUGCAGCGCCGGCGAGUGGAUCGAAGGGGCGCAAAGCGCACGAACAUGCAAAGUACCACUGCAAUCGCACCAUGAUCAACUUCGGACUCAGCAAGCAGGUGCCCAAUAAAGAUAGCACCGCACGCGACCACUUGGCCAAUGAGAGGACUUUCUUGGCUUGGCUCCGUACCGGUCUUGCCCUCUCAGGCGCUGGCUUUGGAGUGAUCAAGUUUCUACCUGGUGUCAGCACAAACCUCAUCCUAGGGUUCUUUUUGAUCGGCGUGGGCAUUUGCGUCUUAGCCUUCGGAGCCCUAAGGUACUUCGAUGUGAUGGAAGCCUUGGAGAAUGGCGUGUUCGCCAUCGACACAGGCGUGUUAGCGUCAAGAAGUCCACCUGGGAUGACCAACCCAUUUGUGGCACUGAUGACCAGGUCCUGAUUUGCAACCAUAUCAUGAAGGUAGCCUAGUAAGGGCUACCUUGAGGUUGCUUUGCGAAGCACAGGGCUAGCUUGAACAGCCUGCUCGGGACCACAUAUUGAUGUAUUCCUGGUGAAGUUCCUGGUGACUCUCUACCUUUCGGUGUUUGUCAUGACCUACAAAGGCAAAGCAUCCUAAACUCCCAGGUGUUGGCGAUUUGGACUUUGGAGGCACACCAAUUGGAUUCCAUGUGAAUGCCAUCAAGCCUCUCUGGGGGUGUGCUACUCGUCUGUGGCGCUACAGCAGCUCUGGUUCUGAUUGCUUUGGUUCUCGGCAUUCUUCACAUCAGGCGGCACGAGAAUGACAUGCCAUCCUGACGGAACACACUCCGACAUGGUCUUUUCGAUCCAUUGUCCUAUGCAUUUCCUGCCGACGUAGGCGUUGCCUCCAGUGCGAAUCAGACACUGGGAAGGGAUUUUGCUGAAGGAACGGCCAACUUCCGUGGUGCACCGAUUGGGA
Durusdinium trenchii is the source of this 2204-nucleotide messenger RNA. NCBI's taxonomy places the organism in Eukaryota, Dinophyceae, Suessiales, Symbiodiniaceae. The record is from the annotation of a GenBank genome assembly.